AUGAAUAACAACAACAACACGAUGAUGUUAGCAGGAGGCGGUGGCGGAAGAGGGAAUGGAAGCGGUGGCAUCGGCGGAAGUGGCCGGUCGUGGCCGUCGGCGUCAUCCGUCUCCGCCUCCGGUAAGAGAAUACAGAAAGAGCUGUCGGAGCUGAAUACGGACCCGCCACCUGAUUGUGCCGCCGGCCCCAAAGGCGACAAUCUCUACCACUGGGUCGCAACUCUCUUCGGUCCCCCUGGGACACCUUAUGAAGGAGGCAUAUUUUUCCUUGAUAUAACAUUCCCUUCCGAUUAUCCUUUUAAACCCCCUAAGGUUGUGUUCAAAACAAGAAUCUACCACAGUAACAUUGAUCCUAAUGGAAAUGUUAGUUUGGAUAUGCUGAAUGAUGGAUGGAGCCCAGCUCUUACCAUCUCAAAAGUACUUUUAGCACUUAGAUCGAUACUUGUCAACCCUGAUGCAUAUAAACCCCUUGUUCCUGGUAUUGCCCAUUUAUACUUGGCCGACCGGGCAAAGCAUGAUGAGCUGGCUGCCGAGUGGACGCAAAGAUUUGCAAAGUUAGAUGUUUGUGAUAUUGAUGGUUCAAUAAGAAUGUGA
Messenger RNA from Striga hermonthica, 594 nucleotides. The record is from the annotation of a GenBank genome assembly. Lineage: Eukaryota; Viridiplantae; Streptophyta; Magnoliopsida; Lamiales; Orobanchaceae.